UAGGAGCCCAAAACCGUAACCCUAACGGAAGCAAUACUAAUAGCAGAACUCGGCGAUGAUUGAUGAAGAUUGAGGCAGCAAGUGACCGACCGAGUGGAAGCAGCAGAGAACUUCAUCGUCACAACAAUGGGUAAGGUUCAUGGAUCACUUGCACGUGCGGGAAAAGUGAGGGGUCAAACUCCCAAGGUUGCUAAACAGGACAAGAAGAAGAAGCCACGUGGCCGUGCCCACAAGCGCAUGCAGUACAAUCGCCGAUUCGUCACCGCCGUGGUUGGAUUCGGCAAGAAGAGGGGUCCCAACUCGUCCGAGAAGUGAGAGUAACAUGCUUCUUCAAUCAACGUCUUCCUUAGAUUUAAAUUUAUGUCACUAGUUACUUUUUUAUUACCCCUCUUAAUCAAGUUAAUGUUUUGAUUAUGUACUUUGAACGAUGUGUUUUUGUUACUAGUUUAAUAUAAAAACCAUAUUUUAUUUUUGCACA
Messenger RNA from Arachis ipaensis, 478 nucleotides. Its product is annotated as small ribosomal subunit protein eS30z/eS30y/eS30x. Gene Ontology annotation, molecular function: structural constituent of ribosome. Gene Ontology annotation, cellular component: ribosome; cytosolic small ribosomal subunit. Lineage: Eukaryota; Viridiplantae; Streptophyta; Magnoliopsida; Fabales; Fabaceae. The record is from RefSeq and is a predicted model, not a curated record. Gene Ontology annotation, biological process: translation.